Nicotiana attenuata is the source of this 1880-nucleotide messenger RNA. Its product is annotated as AT-hook motif nuclear-localized protein 1-like. Lineage: Eukaryota; Viridiplantae; Streptophyta; Magnoliopsida; Solanales; Solanaceae. The coding region runs from base 464 to 1489 and encodes 341 amino acids. Gene Ontology annotation, molecular function: minor groove of adenine-thymine-rich DNA binding. The record is from RefSeq and is a predicted model, not a curated record. The transcript has 6 exons.
CCAACUACAAUUACUCAUUUUCAGAAUUUUUUUUCUACCGGACUCCAACCAUUUUCUUAAACAAAAUACAUAAUCUCCCCCUAUUUUCAAUAAUUAAUUAUUACAAUAACCUAAUAUUCAAUCAUUUCUUUUUCCAUCUUUAUUAUUAUAUUUCGUUAAAUUACUUACUCGGACAAUCUGAGGAAAGUUAGGAACCUAAAUUAGCUUUUUUAACUCCUCAAAACUCCAAAAUUUCACAUUUUCUCAUCAGUUAAAAAUUCAAUCUUUUCCCUUUAAUUUCAUUCUUCAUUUCAGAAAAAUAGCUGCAAAAUUUUGUAAAAUUUUCUGAUCGUAGCCAUCAGUUGCUUUGGUGUUUUUAUCUCAAAUUUUUGAAAAAGAAAAAGAAAAACGAACAGUAUUACUGUUGAACCUGAAGAAGUAGAAAGGAGAUUCUUUUUUUUUUGGUGGAAUAUUUGGGUUAAGUAUGGAAGGAAGGGAAAAUAUGAGUAGCAGUAGUGGAGUAAGAGUGGUGGGAUCAGAUGCUCCGUCACACUACCAUAUGGCACCUAGGACCACCACUGAGAAUCCUUCUGCCCAGGUGAUGACUGGAUCAGCAGCUCAACCAGUAGCAGGAGCAGCCCGGGCCCAGGUGAGUGUAUCAGUUUCACCAACACCAGCACUGACCACAGAUUCUGCUGCUUUAGCACUGACCACAGUGAAGAAAAAGCGAGGUAGACCCAGAAAAUAUGGGCCAGAUGGGUCAGUACCCACGUCUGUCAUUUCUCCUAAGCCCAUUUCAUCCGCUGCACCAUCUCCGGUCAUUGAUUUUUCGUCGGAGAAACGGGCGAAAGUCCGGCCUGUUGGGUCAGCUCUUAAGGUCUAUCAGCCUAAAGCUGAUGUUCAGAACUCAGGUGAAUGGGUUUCAUGCUCGGUCGGUGCUAGUUUUACGCCCCAUAUUAUCACUGUUAACACUGGAGAGGAUGUCACCAUGAAGGUUAUAUCAUUUUCUCAACAAGGGCCUCGAGCAAUAUGCAUUCUCUCAGCAAAUGGUGUAAUCUCCAGUGUCACACUUCGCCAACCGGACUCAUCUGGUGGUACAUUAACAUAUGAGGGCCGGUUUGAGAUACUGUCUUUGACGGGAUCAUUUAUCCAAUCCGAGACCGGAGGAAUGAGAAACAGAUCUGGAGGGAUGAGUGUGUCUCUGGCAAGCCCUGAUGGACGUGUUAUUGGUGGCGGAGUUGCAGGUCUAUUGGUAGCUGCCAGUCCUGUGCAGAUUGUUGUGGGCAGCUUCCUUGCUGGAAUUCAGCAUGAGCAGACGACCAAGAAAAACAAAUCCGAGCCCAUAACUGCAGCUGUUCCUCUAUCUAGUACAGAUACGGAAAACGCCUAUCACUCAUCAGCAAAACCAACUGUAGUAUCAUAUUCUUCCUUCCAUGAAGAUGACUGGUCAUCAUUGGCCCCUGACUCGAGGAAUAAGCCUGCUGACAUCAAUGUAUCUCAGCCUGCAUAGGGUUUAGUCAAAAUGGAGUUUAUCAGUUAACGUGAACUACGAUAGUUGCAUUUCUUUCACUUCCUAUUGAUCCACCUCACUCCUAGCUCUUUGUUGUUUUUCUUUAAACCUUGUGCUGGCAUGUCCAUUUCCAGUGAGGUCUGUUACUAAUUAGCUAGUUUUCUAGAAAGUUUGUUUUUUCCCCUUCCCGUCUGGUGUCUCAUUGUAGAAUUGUAGAUGUAUAAUGAUCCCAACAAAUAAUUUCAGCAUAGAUGAGGUUUUCUUUCUAGUGUCAAAUAUUUGGUUGUUGGCUUUUCCGAACUGUGUGGCUGCCUUUAUGGCAAGUCUAGCACUUUAAAUUUUGUCAAAGCACAUGUGCGUCAGAAGUAUUGUAGCAUUUCCUUUGUGGGUU